AUGGAGAGUCUCUCCUCGGGCGUUGGCGGGUCGGACCUGACAGCUCACCGCGCCAGUCCCUCUGGCCUUGCUCUCAACUCAGACUCCCCGGUUUUAAGCCCGAGCUCCCGUACAUCGCCCACCCCAUCCUCCCCUUCAGAGGUCUCAUCCACGGAGGGUGAACGUGACCUGCUCGACAUGUCAUCGAACCUGAACGAGACACUGAUGGACGAGGAGAAAGAGACGACACACGUCGUCAACUACCCCCCACCUUCUCUCCCUUCUCUCCCCGCUUCGCCAGAGCCAAGCUCCAACCGCACCGUCCGACCCCUGCCUCGCGCUCAUAGUGUGACAUCGCCCACACUCAAGCCGCAGACGAACGUGUACGCUUUACGGGCAGUCCCGUUCGCGGCCCGCGGAGACCUCAUCACGCCGUCUCAAAACCGGCUACCACCUUCCCUCGGCACAACGGCCGUCAACUCGACGGCUGCAUCUACCCACAACGACGAAGAGAGUGUCGUUGACACUCACUCAGUACGCGAGGAGAGCGAGGUCUACACGGGUUCUGUGCUCGAGGUUGACUCAGCCGAACCGUCCCCCACCACUGGCUACUCCUACAGCACCACCCCUAGCCCAUCCGACCUCCCUUCCCUCCCAAAUCUUCCUCCCCUCUCCACCUCACAUGUGCCUUCGGCGUCUCUGCCUACCCCUGGCAUCGGCGUGCCCAGCCUCCAUGUCAUCGAUCUGCGUGAGCUCCUCUCUUCCCAGCCCCUGUCGCCUGAGGAUGGUGCCGAGGCCGCCGAGGAGCAGGCCGCCGAGAAAGACUACGAGGAAGGCGACCUCAACGAGGCGCUCAGCGAGGUACGCCUCCUAGUCGAGAGCUACGCGGCGCUCCGCGAGCAGGUGGCCGCUACCUCGGUCUCCGUUGAGGAGACGACUGGGCGCAUCAUCGACGCCAUCCACAAACACAAGUGUCCUGAUGCCAAGGCGGACGAUACUCACCUGGAGGGGCUCUCCAAGGCUGAGGCCCGCAUCGUCCGCUACAAGCGCCACAUUGAUACCCUUGCUCUGCGCGUCCAGAGCGCCGAGACACGCAAUCGUGAGGCUGAGACUGCCAGAGCGUGCCGCCUUGCGGACGUCAAGCGUCUGGAGACGAUGGUGGUUCAAGGGCAAGAGGACCUCCAGACGUCCGAGCGCCACGGCGAGAUGCUAGGCCGCAAGCUCUCGGAGGCGGUGAACAACGUUGCUGCGCUGCAGGUCGAGAAUGAGGAUUUUCGAGCGAACCAUUCUGUGCUGAGGAAGACCCAGGCGAGCACGCCAUCAUUCGUCCUCAUUCUCCUCGAAGGAGAGGGGCGCAUGUUCGACCCCGACCUGCUCGCCCUUGGUGGAGAUGGAGGCCGAAACCUAUCGAGGCCUCCGCAGGGUAAUGGCGGCUCAGCUCUGAAUCCUAACAUCCAGGCUGACUUCAUCGCGAGCGACACCCAAUUCGAGGAGUUCCUCGAGGGCAUGAGUGAGUCCGGCCCACUCUGCAGCAUCUCCGACGUGCCGGGCAAGUUCGGGGCGUCAACGAAGAUCCGCGGCCAGAUGGCGAGUUUCGGGAUGCUCGACUCGUGCGGAAUGGUCUUCAUCGUAGCCGCCAAUGACCGCGGAUACCUUGCAGAGGUUUCAGAGUGGGAGCGCAGCAGCGGGCGCGUUGUCGACAAGCUCUUCGCUGCUCGCUCCACCACAGACCGCCGCGACGACCCGUUCCGCUCUCUCGGAGAUGACCGCCUGUUCGCGGUACAAUGUCUGUUCCCGACGUCGCCUGCUGAGUGGGCUCGGCUGAUGACGACUACCUCUAUCCGCCCAGAGCGCAAUGUGCCCGCCAAUCGGGGUCAUCUUCUUAUGGACCAGACUGGUGCGACAACCGCACAAGCCCUCCCGCUUGCGAUUCAGCCGAAUCCUGCGCUAGUCCCCAACGAUGUGUCCCACAACCAGACGCUCCGUUGCGCACCAGGCGCUACUCCUGACACAUAUCGCGGCCAGUUGGGAUCGCCUAUCCCGUUUUCUCCGAUGCCGACGGGCGUGCGGUGCCCGGACCGUGGGCGUCACGAUCCUUCGCCGCCCCCUCUACCGACGCCCCGUGCGCCUCGUGCACCUCAGGUGACGUCUCUACCUGUUCCGAAGUACACUUCUCGCCAAAACCCAGCCCCACGCAUGGCCGGUCCGCCCUGGCAGGAGUAUCGCCCUGCCUCGAGCAAGGGCGCCCGGUUGCCAGAGAUGCUCCGUCGUUCUAUUGCGGCCGGUACCGCCACGCCGCCCCGCCACUCCAACGAUUGUGUCGCGUUCCGCAAGAGCGCGCGCUCCCCAUCUAUCGGCGGCAGCCCUCCGUCAACCGACGAGGACAACCCGCUCGACCCAACCAUCCCUCCUGCGGCCCGUACACACGUGGAGCGCCCGCCUCGGUUUGUCGGGCCCAACAGAAGCGUCACUGGCUCGACGACUGGAGCACCUCCGUCAGGCUUCCGCGUCCGUGACGGUUGGGGCCGCCACUAA
Messenger RNA from Cutaneotrichosporon cavernicola, 2514 nucleotides. RefSeq lists its product as uncharacterized. The coding region runs from base 1 to 2514 and encodes 837 amino acids. The transcript has 7 exons. Lineage: Eukaryota; Fungi; Basidiomycota; Tremellomycetes; Trichosporonales; Trichosporonaceae. The record is from RefSeq and is a predicted model, not a curated record.